This is a messenger RNA of Archocentrus centrarchus (flier cichlid), 886 nucleotides long. RefSeq names its product S-phase kinase-associated protein 1 (gene skp1). The record is from RefSeq and is a predicted model, not a curated record. NCBI's taxonomy places the organism in Eukaryota, Metazoa, Chordata, Actinopteri, Cichliformes, Cichlidae. Gene Ontology annotation, biological process: ubiquitin-dependent protein catabolic process.
AUAAUGCCUACAAUAAAACUGCAGAGCUCUGAUGGGGAAAUCUUCGAGGUGGAUGUUGAGAUAGCCAACAGUCUGUCACCAUUAGACCAUGCUAGAAGAUUGGGGAUGGAUGAUGAAGGAGAUGAUGAUCCAGUUCCCCUCCCUAACGUGAACGCUGCCAUCCUCAAGAAGGUAAUUCAGUGGUGCACUCAUCACAAAGAUGACCCCCCUCCUCCUGAGGAUGACGAGAACAAGGAGAAAAGGACAGAUGACAUCCCUGUAUGGGAUCAGGAGUUCCUCAAAGUGGACCAAGGCACCCUGUUUGAACUCAUUCUGGCCGCCAACUAUUUGGACAUCAAAGGCCUGUUAGAUGUCACCUGCAAGACGGUGGCCAACAUGAUCAAAGGCAAAACCCCAGAGGAGAUCAGGAAGACUUUUAACAUCAAAAAUGAUUUCACAGAGGAGGAGGAAGCCCAGGUACGCAAAGAGACAUGGUGUGAAGAAAAAUAGAGGAAGACCAACACUACCACACUGAAAAGGAUUGUCUCUGCUAACUGGUUGCACUGGCGUUGUUCAUACUUGUUAAUAUUUACAUUUAGUAUAUUUAGAGCCAUAUCCCUCCCUCCCCUCCCCACCACCAUCACUUUUUCUUAAUUUCUGUCUACCAGUAAUAGCAUGACUGUUUUAACUUGCCUGCGUGGUGUCAAUAAUUUAAAGCUAAGAAACUCUCCUGUUUGCACACACUUACAUUGUGUAUUGACAUAAAUAGUCCUGGUUUCACAGCUUUGUAUCCUUAAAGAGUUGAAGACUCAGAUUUCCCCUAUUAUUAACUGCUCUGUUUUUUUUUUUUUUUUUAAACUUUACAUUUGUUUUCUGAAUAAAUAAAAAUGCUUUUUGACAAUGGAAA